Paramecium pentaurelia is the source of this 1011-nucleotide messenger RNA. Lineage: Eukaryota; Ciliophora; Oligohymenophorea; Peniculida; Parameciidae. The record is from the annotation of a GenBank genome assembly.
AUGAAGAAGUACUCAUCCUAAAGAUUAUUGCUCACUAAUGAUGAACUUCUACGUAUUUAAAUCCUAGCCAAAAACUCUUUUAGACCCUCUUCCAAAUAGAGAAUUAAAGAUAAACCUAAACUAGAAUCAUAUCAAUUCAAACCUGAUGUAUAUUCUCUAUUUAUACUAGAUUAAUAAAUAAUCUGCAAAUCUAUAAAGAUCAAUAAAUGAUUUAUUUCGAUGGAAUUUAAAUAAAUAAAUGAAAAGACAAUAGAUAUAUGAUGAUGAAGUAUUAAAUCCUCCUUUAUUUAUAGUCAAGAGAACUACUUAACAAUGCAAAUAGAUUAACUCAUGAAUUAACUAAUACUUCUGUUUUCGAUAGAUUAUAUCAGGUCAGAAAAAACAGUGAAAAUGUUAUUUGUAAUUGUUCUUAUCUCUAAUAUUAGAAUAAUCUAAAAGAAAUACUAGUAAUUUUGGACCUUAUUAUACUAAAAACAUGACUAGUUCCAUGUAUUAAGAAUAUCAACGCUAAUAAUAAUUAGAAGUGUCUUAAUUCAAAUCUAAAACAAAUGCUACUGAUAGCAAAUAUGAAUAAUCAAAUCAAUAAACUCCAAAUCCUAAUUUUUUUGAUUCUGAUUAAUUACCUAUAGCUGUAAAUGAUGUAUUUACUUAUUCUUAUUAUUUUUAAUAGCAAAUCAAGGCUUCAGUACCUGUACAUUAAUAUGUGGAUUUAACUGAAUAAUUGAGUAACUCUAUAAAUGAGCCUGAUUCACCUGCUAAAUCACCUUUGCAUCAGAAGGAUAUAGAAGUCAUGGUUGAAAGGUAUAAAAAAUAUUGCUAUCAAAUAGAUUAAAUAAUUGGUAGGCUAAGAAAUAACAAUAAGAACAACAAGGAUAAUAAGAUGAUUAACAUGUUAAAUCUUAAAUCAAACCCAAUUUCAUCAAUCAAAACAGAUAACCAUCCUUUGGAAGUUCGUAAUCUCAAUCCAAAUUUUAUUCGAAUAUGUUCCUAAAUAAUAAUCAAACUCAUUGA